AUGCCAGCGAAGAAACGGAAGUCUGCAAAAAAGACUGUAUCAUUUUCUGAUGAUCAAAACUUAACAAACGUGAAUGCACACCAUCACCGAAAAGGUCAUGUUGACGAUGAUUCACCAUUGGUUUAUGUUAGGAGAUCAUGGACCUUAAUCCCAUUUCAUCUAUUGGCCAUGUUAUAUUGGUUCCUCAAAUAUUCCACAUUCGAUGUGGUUAAAUUGCUGUAUAUUAUGAUUCCAUCCCAGGUCUUGUACUUGAUAUUUCGUUUCAACAAAAACACAAUCUAUGGGAAGAAAAGACUAAGAAUUAAUUGGCUUCUCGUAUGCGUGACUUUGGUGGCAUGCUUGCUUCUAACAAUCCCAUGCUUGGUAAUAAUAAUUCUCUUUGGUGCUCCUUUUGUGGAACUAUUAAAAGAGUCUUGGUUACUUGCUUUACACUGUUGUUUUUUGGCAUAUCCAGCACUGUACGAUGUCUUCAAUUGUAAUUUCAAAGUUGGAUACUUCAAGAAAUAUUUCAUUUCAAUAGUAAUUGGGUGUUGGAUUAGUUGUUGCGUCAUUCCUUUGGAUUGGGAUAGAGAUUGGCAGGCAUGGCCAAUUCCGUUGAUUGUGGGUGCCUAUAUAGGUGCUUUUAUAGGAUUCUCAAUUGGCGGUUACAUAUAA
This is a messenger RNA of Kluyveromyces marxianus DMKU3-1042, 654 nucleotides long. RefSeq names its product mannose-ethanolamine phosphotransferase GPI11 (gene GPI11). Gene Ontology annotation, cellular component: endoplasmic reticulum membrane. Gene Ontology annotation, biological process: GPI anchor biosynthetic process. Lineage: Eukaryota; Fungi; Ascomycota; Saccharomycetes; Saccharomycetales; Saccharomycetaceae. The transcript has a single exon. Bases 1 to 654 code for a protein of 217 amino acids. The record is from RefSeq and is a predicted model, not a curated record.